AUGUUACGAAACGACCCCCGCCAAAGUCGCAAUGUUCCCAAAUAUGGCGCCUGGUCAGAGAACCCCCAAAUAUCAGGGCUUACACCCCUCGCUCCCCUUUUCCCAAAAGCACACAUGGAUCCUGCAGAAAUCGUUCUCCGGAAUAGAAUUGAGGACUUUCAACGAGAGCAAUUUGAUGGAUUUACCUCUCGAGAAUUGGCGGAUAUGGACGUUAUCACUGACAGGCAAUUGAAGGAAUCAACUUUGGAUAAUCCCAUCAUGCCACUUUUCCAACAGCAGAGAUGGGAAAUACAACCCCAUCAGCCGGAUUUGACGAGGGAUCAUAUGUACCCGCUGAUAAUCGAUGGGGUGCAGCGGGGAGAUUGGUCAAUGCAUAAUCCGUUGGUGUAUGAAAAGUUGAAGCCGGUUCUGCAAUUGGCGAGUAGGACUAUAACGAGCAUGUAUACAUUACCGUGGUUCGCAGCUCUGAUAUUCGGCGAAAGAGUUCCUAUUGAUCCAGCGAGGAUUCGUCCAAAAGAUGAAGUUCCGGACAAUUUGGUAUCUUUUCUUCCAUACAAUAUCACAGAUUACAGUCUCGUGCGAAAGAGAAUGGAAGAGGUAUUCGACGAUCUAGAAAAUAACUGGAAUUGCAAAUUCGGCUUCAUGUCACCCGAUGAAGAUCCUCGGGGUCCAGAAUAUCCCAUCGAUCCAGAAGAUACACUUCCAGAUAGUGUGUAUGGACUUACCGUAACGAAUUAUCAAUACAUGGAGUAUCACGAAGCGGAAAAUAAAGAAUGGCAGAUUUAUGUGUGGCUUGCUUAUUCAAGGUUACAAUCAUUAUUCAGAAAUGAUUUGACUACUUCGGAGAGGAAAAUGGUGGAAUGGGCAACUGCUAUUACGCUGGUGCAUGAGAUUGUUCACGCGAUUAAUUUUGUUUGUCCGAGGAUUGAUGGGACGAGAGUGAGUAAUCCAGAUGAUGAGAACCCGCCGUGGUUUUUUGAUGAUGAAGCAUUGGCUGAAGCCGGGUUUAGUUUUGAGGUUGCUUUGAAUGGCGGAACUGUUCGUUCUUUUACCACGGUGAGAGGAAUGCCAUAUGGGCAUUGGUUUGAGACGAUAUGGCCAUCGGUAGAAAGUCAAGAUCUCUGUGGAUCGAAGAGUAUUACGUUAAUGAACCCCGGACCCUUCGAUUACCAGGAAAGAUUUCCAAUACCGGCUUCUUUCUAUGAAGACAUGCAGCAAAGAGAGUUUUGGGAUUAUAUGGUACAUAGAUUUGGACACAAAUUAUUUCACUACCGAUCAAUCAACCAUGGCGUUCGUCUCAAUUUCGACAUCUAUACAAAAAAUAGAACGCCGAUAAAAUUUAGAGAUAUAUCAACUAUACGUAUAGUUCCGGUUACUCCUGAACCAGGACAUGAUAAUGAAAUCUUAAGAGAGAGAUGGGAGAGUAUCCAGGCGAUACUCGGCGCACAAGGCGAAUCUGAAGAGAGAAAAAUUGCUCAAAGUUUCGGAAUGUCUUUAUUGCAAAGUUCCAAGAUUGAAAAUUCGUUCUGGACACAUGAAGAAACGCAACGGAGAGGUGCUGCUGCGAUAUUUGAACAUCUCAAGAAACAGAGCGUCUCGGAAGAAGAAAGACUCUCUGACUUAACACACUUGAUUGGAUUUAUGUGGACGAUUGUACAGAAUCACAAAAAUAAGAUUGAUGCUCUAUUAAAAUCCGGUCAAGCCGAUAUUCCACAACUCCAAAUACCCUCGGAGGAACGUCGAAGAGCUUUACUUGCGUGGAAUAGAGGGACGUCGAUUUUUGUAAAUCAAUGUUCCAAACAAUUUCCUAACGCAUUAGGAGAUCACAAAUUUCAACUUUCGACUCUGGGACUUAGUCUCGAGAUCCUGCGCUUGCAAAUCUUUUCUCCGAAUCUGCAGACCGAAACUAUCAAAUCCGGGCCUGAUUUCAUGGAGCUAGCCUUACUGCUUCGUCUGCAAGAUUCCUUUCUCAAAGGUGAUAGGAUUUCGUGUUGGGAUUUUGUGAAGAGGAUUAGGGAGAUUGAGGGAUGUUCACUUUUUGCAUUUUUGUGUACGUUGUGGGUAGAUACGGUAAUUUAUGAGGGGUCAGAGACGAAUUUGGAGAGGGUGAAGAGUAUGAGGGGGUUUGAGUCGAUGGGGAAUUGGUGGAGAGAGUUGUGGGAUAAGAGUAGUGGGGGGGAGUGGGAGGGGAUGUUUAGGAUUUGGGAGGGGGUGAGGGAGGAAGCGGAGAGGAGGGUUAGAAGUGCGCAUCAUAUGUAG
Messenger RNA from Botrytis fragariae, 2259 nucleotides. RefSeq lists its product as uncharacterized. The coding region runs from base 1 to 2259 and encodes 752 amino acids. The transcript is spliced from 3 exons. NCBI's taxonomy places the organism in Eukaryota, Fungi, Ascomycota, Leotiomycetes, Helotiales, Sclerotiniaceae. The record is from RefSeq and is a predicted model, not a curated record.